AUGGUGCGCGUCUGCUGCAUCGGCAUCCCCUCCAAGAAAAAGGGGCAAGAUGAAGACGCAAAGGCAAAGGAGGAGGGUCCUCCCGAAGACACGCAGUUGAAGGACAAAAAGGCGAAGAACGCGAAAUCGAACGAUGCGAAAUCCAAGAACACGACCUCGAAGGAGAAAAUCCCGGCCCAGAUUCCGAAGCAGUCCCUUGUCGAAUUGAUCAAGCUGCCUCCUCCGGCCAAGCUGCCCGGAAGCAACUACAACAUGGAACUCAUGCUCAGUGGAACCAACACAGGAGGCUCCAUUGCGUCUUCUCACCGCUCAUACAUGCGUUCUCCUGAACUGGAUUUCAUUCCUGAUCCCACCGAGGUCGAAUAUGUGUCGGACCACGAGGAUCAAAUCGAAGCACCCAGAAGAAGUGGUCCCUGGAGCAGACUCAGCCGACGCCGCUCUAACAACAGCAACAAGCGGUCUGACAGUCCCGACAGUGACAAGCGGGUGUCGAUUAUCAGCAUUCAGAGGCCCUCUUCCAAUCCUGCUGCUACGGAGAUAGAUGGCUCCCCGCAAUACGACCAGGCUGCUUAUACUUACCCUGUGAGACAGAACAACAUGAGGCGCAUUCAAGCCGACCUCGAGAGCGAGCACAGUUCGCGAUCUGUCACGCCUGGAAGUAAGAGAUUCCGUGGGUUGGAGACAGUAGUGGAAGUUCCUGGUGAUCACCAAAGCGAGCGUCAGAGCGGACCGCGACCGCGGAGCGGAAUAGAGGUGGAGAUUCCCACCGAUGUUUCUGUGGUUGAUAUCACGUCUCUGCCGCAGCCGCCGCCUGCUGCCAAGCUUUCGAACGAAGGUGUUAAGGUUCAUCCUAUCGAUAUCACCACUGGAGACCGCCGGCGUAGCAGCUGCCCAAAGCCUGAUACCUCCACGAAGGUCACGGCAACAAGUCUUGUUCUUCGAGAGCGAGGGUCACUCCCUGAUAUGCCUCCCCCGGCCCCAAUUCUCCCUGCUCGCCAGAGUCGCGCCGAUCAGGAUGACGAGUCUUUCAGAACUUGGAGACUCUCCCAGUGUAUCCCCCAAAGCGAAAGUCAGAUGGCCUCUUCUCUUCAACCUCAGGAUAUCCCCCUUCCACUGGACGACGAGAGCACAGCUGCCUUUAACGAUAAAGAGGCUUCUGAGGCCCAGUCUCAAGAUGGUUCUUCCAGCAACAGCGCAACUCUUUGCGACAUGGAGAAGCCCGAUGGCAAGCUCGCAACCGAGUCCGUCGGCAUAUCUCAGCCUCCACGCACAUCGGAAUCUGCACAAUCCCAGGAUGGCAGUGGCUGGGAGACCUGGCUGCUCGCCGAGAAGCUCACGUCUCAGGAGGAUUCCGUCACAGCUAAGGACUUGGAUGGCAAAAAGAAGUCCGCAACUACAGUGCUCAGUCGCAGCUCUGCUACCGGAGCUGGCGAUGAGAAAGAAACAGACCGUCAACUCUCGAGCCCCAUCAGCUUUCCCCUCCAACAGGUUUCUGGUGACAAGCCGUACGCUGACUUGCCUUUGGAAAACGACUUGGAGGUAAAGGCUACUUUGGUUGGUAGAACGCCCUUGCUUGUGAACGAGCUGUCGCACUAUCCGUCAUCUUCUGUAUACUCGUCUAUGCGGAACACACGCAACGCCUCCCCAUCGGGAUUCAAGGAUGUUAGUGGUGACGACGAUCGCAACAGCCUUGCUGAGAGUCUUAUUGAUCUCGAUCUCGCCAACUUUGACUUAUACAAUCUCAAGGAGCAGCGUUCUGAUGAGAGUUAUCGUACCGCCCUAGACAAGAACCCCGACUCUGACACGGCUGUACCUUCUAUUAUCCUAUCAGGCCAGGAAGUAGCUGGUGCCGAUAGUAUUUGCUUCCAGACCGAGAACUAUCCCAACUACGGCACCACGCAGAACGCCCCUGACCCGAAGAACGAGAAGCCUGGUUCACUUGGUGGUAUUGGAGGAAUUUCCGGUGAAUCCCAGAUCGACAUGCCUAGCAACGGCUAUGCAGCGUCGCGGAAGUCUUCAUUCCUUCAAUUCCUGGGCAUUCGUAGAAGCUCGAGUACUAAGGGUCGAUGGCAGUCGCAUAGUCAGUCUUCCACGGAGCCCGCACAGUUGAGCUCCUCGUCGGUAGCGAACCAGAUGCUCAAGCCACGGGAGAACACUGAGAGGCUCUCGAGUCACAGCAUCACUUCUUCGAUCCAGCAUGUCCCGAGCGACGCCGAAUUCACUGCACCUAAGCUCACUGAAAGCGCCACCGUGGUCUGGCAGCGAGCUUUCAAAGUUGAGCACGACCAGCGCGAGACCAAGUCCACUACAGAUUCCAAGAAGUCUGCCAUGGCUAAAGCCAGCAUGGGAACAAUCUCAGUCAAUGAGAACCACCUCUCUCUCCCUACAGAGCGAGAUGUAGUCGCAUAUCGCUACGAAGAAGCCAAAGCCCAGGAUUCCAUCGCAACACGAAACGCCAGCCAGUCAAGCACUUCUCGGCAGUCUUUCUCUGGCACCAUCAUUCCCAAGAAAUCGGAGAACAACGAAGAUAAUCUGGGCUUCCAAAAGAUUGCUACGCCUCCUUCUUCUUGGGCCAAGUGGCCCUCCCAUGAUAGAGCCAAGAGAACUAGUACUGCGGGCCCUGAUGACGAUAUGACGCCGAAGGACUUUGCGACAUUCCCCGGCACGGAGACAGCGCAGUAUGUUGAGCUCGCCGGCAAGACUUCCAUGCCCAGCGUCGUCGAGAUCAAGAAGUCUUCUCAGUCCAUGUCGAAGAAGCUCGGAAAGGCCAUGAAGACCAGCUUGGGAAAGAUGAUGCCGUCCAAGCCCGGUGUCAAGUCGUCUGCCCAACUCGAAUAUCCCGAGCUCGAAAUCCUGCCCACCAAGGAAGGUUACAAAGACCUGGAAGCCCUCCAAAGUAGCAUUGAAACCUUGAAGGGUAGUGAGCGUGCCAAGAUGGCCAUCAAUCCAGCUCUUGCCAUUGCUGAGUUGGAGGACCAGCCAGCGUCCUCCCUCGACACUCUGCCUGCGCGACUCCACGAAACCGAGCACGCGAGACACGAAUCUGCCAAUGAUACCGCGAACACCGCCCAAAAUAAUGUUGCUCUGGAGAGCAAGAACGCCCACAAGGGUGGUACUGAAGCACCGACUAUCCGGCCAGUGACACCGGCCAACAUGAUCAUGCUUCCUGCGGGAGACUCCACCACCGCCACGACUGAGCAAUGGGCUACUCCGGCCAGUCGUCUGUCUUACACCACAGCUCUCGAUGAGAAUGACGCAGGUGAGCUUCUUGAUCUUGCAUUCUACAGCCGUGGAGUCUUUACGCUUCACAAGUUGAAAUUGCCUUGA
Molecule: messenger RNA, 3327 nt
Organism: Colletotrichum scovillei
Lineage: Eukaryota; Fungi; Ascomycota; Sordariomycetes; Glomerellales; Glomerellaceae
Exons: 3
Coding region: 1-3327 (1108 amino acids)
Source: RefSeq, a predicted model, not a curated record